Molecule: messenger RNA, 2636 nt
Organism: Xyrichtys novacula (pearly razorfish)
Lineage: Eukaryota; Metazoa; Chordata; Actinopteri; Labriformes; Labridae
Source: the annotation of a GenBank genome assembly
AUGAUGUACCGUCCAUUUCUGCUUGGGUUGGCAGUGUGUGUCGUGGUCAGGGCUCAGGUUAUCACCAUCGUGACUGAUGAUGUUGAGAUUAUUAAUCCUGAGAAACCAAGAGAGGGAAGAGAGGGGAGGCUGAAACAACUUGAGGAAAGACUGGAGAGACUGGAGAGAGAAAGUGAGCUUAGAGGUCUGUCUGUUUUACAGUUUUUAACACUGUACUGAUGCUAACAUUACUGUAAAUUAAUCCUGUGACCCACAUAUAUAUAUAUAUAUAUAUAUAUAUAUAUAUAUAUAUAUAUAUAUAUAUAUAUAUAUAUAUAUUUUAAUCAAAGCUGACACCUUCCUCUGUGCUCUUGUGAAUUUGAAGUCUAACAACAGAAGGUUGAUUUUUAUUGGAUUAUUUUGUUUGUUGUUGAUAAUAAUCUCACGUCAAAUAGACUCACAGGACGCCUUUAUUAACCCGAAAAGACCAGACACUAAACAGACUGACUGAGUACAGAUCAGUGUCAGUGUUUCUGUUUCUCUCUUUAUGGAUUUAUAACUUUCUAAAAUACAGAAGAUCAUAACUACAGAGGAGGUUGAGAGCCAAUGGAAAAUCAUAUUAAAUUUAAAAUGCAUCUAAAGUUUUUUCCUCAGAAUUUUGAGAUAAAUGUCAGAAUUCAGAGAUUAAAAUGAAAAUCUUAUUUUUUUCUUUAGAAAAAUUUAGCUAAAAAAUCUAAAAAAAAUGUCUGAUCUAACCUUCAUCCAAUAAUUUAUUCUGUUUUUCUCAAAAAAUGAGUUUAAAAUGUAAAUUUAAAGAGAGUAAGACCCUCAACUGUGCUUAACAAUUAUGUAAAAGUGAACGGUUUUAUUCUUGAAUAAAGACAGAAUUCAGACUUCAUUCAUUGAAGUCUGAGAAAAAAGUCAGAAUUCUGUCUUAAUCCUACAAUUCUGCUUUUUUUCCCCCAGAAUUCACGGAUUAAAGAAGAGAAUAUUUGUCAUAGAAUUCUGAAGUUAACCUAAGAAUUUAAAAUUUUAGCUCUAAAAUAUAAGAAAAAGGUCAGAAUUAUGAGAUAAAAUCCGAAUCAGAAUACUUGCUUACCCCGGUGGUAAAUUCUGUUAAUGUCAGUCUGCUAUUUUUGUCACAUUUCUGACUUUUCUAAAAUUAGGAAUUCUGAAAAAAGUCUGAAUCAAACCUUCAAACUUUGUAUCCUGAAAAACAGCAUAAUUCCGGGAUCAAAGACAGAAGUGGAAAGUCAAAAUUGGGAGACAAAAGCAGUAAUCAGAUCCCCCCUAGAACUCUAAAUUUAAACAUACAUUUUCCAAAUUUAAAUCUAGGAUUCUAAUAAGCAGGUCAGGUUUCUAAGCUAAAGUUUAAAAAAUCUGUAAUUUUUAUUCCAAUUCAAGGUUUUGAUUCAGAAUUCAGAGAGAAAAGUUGUUUGUUUAUAAUCUUAGAACUCUUCAGUUUUUGUGCAAAAUUCUAAGAUUGGAGACAAAGUUCUGGCUUUUGAAUUUUAUCACACAAUUUUGCAUUUCUAGUGAGAAUUCUAUGACAGAUGAAUUAUGAGUUAAAAGCCAAAAUUCUGCUAUUUUUUAUCAGAUUUCUGACUUUUUGAAAUUUAAAAUUCUGUGGAAAAAGUCUAAAUUACGUCUUUAGUCCCAGAAACCUGGAUAGAAACAGCAUAGUUCUGCAAUUAAAUUCUGACAUGUGAGUUUAAUGAAAAAAACGUCACUCUGAUUGGUCGUCACAGUGAAAUCAGUACACAAAUAUCAAAAAUUAUUACAAAUACAAGUUUCUCUGAUGAAAUAUGGUACUUAGUGAAAUCAGCUGAUCUGUGAGACCCGUUCAAAGGUUGAGGGUCAGAAACAAACAGAUAAACAAUGCUGCUCUGAUUUCAUGAAACUGCCACCGUUACUUUGAAUGUUGCCUGAUGUCAUAUGAUCCAGACCGGCCAAUACAAAUAUGCCAUAUUGUUUGAGGCUUGAGUCCUGCCCACCAGAUUCAGCCUACAGUUAUAAGCUUGUAAAAUUGUGGUUUGAAGCUUUUUGUCAUCAAAAUGAAUUGUUAUACAGAAAUAUAUCAUGAAUCAGUAUUUACAGGAUCACCUGGUGACCUCCUCCUGUGUCCUCCUGCAGGUAAAUCCCAGGUGGCGUUCGCAGCGUCCCUGGUGGACGUUGGACAGUGGACCCAUCAUGGACCCUUUGAGACCCCAUCCACACUGCAGUUCAAGAAGGUGACGACUAAUGUGGGCAACGCAUACAACCCCAUCACAGGUACGACUCACCUGCAGACCCAUGGAUUUGUUUGAAAGGCUUUUUUUAUCUGCUUCUCUCAGGUGAAUAUGAUUAAAACUGACAGAGCUGUUUGUCCCUGUUCUUUGUCUGCAGGCAUCUUCACAGCUCCUGUGAAAGGAGUUUAUUAUAUCCGCUUCACAGGUUGUGUUGGAGAGUCAGGGUCCCUGAAUGCAGCAUUGAUGAAGAAUACUGAGAACAUGUUCGCCAUCUUCGACACCAGAGGCACACAUGGCUGUGGCUCUAAUGGCAUGCCUCUAAUCCUGGAGGAGGGGGACCAGCUCUCCAUCACACUGUGGUCGGGUCAGAGCAUCUUUGACCAGACUCGACUCAGUACCUUCAGCGGCUUCCUCCUUUUCCUCCUGUAG